This is a messenger RNA of Schistosoma guineensis, 3979 nucleotides long. Lineage: Eukaryota; Metazoa; Platyhelminthes; Trematoda; Strigeidida; Schistosomatidae. The record is from the annotation of a GenBank genome assembly.
GUAUUGUCAAUAAUACAAAAUAUGAAGAUUGUUCCACGAUACAAAUAUCUAUUUUGUAUAAAUCAAAUUAUACCACAAUAUCAUCGUAUAUUCUAUUCAACUCAAACAACAAGAAUAACAAAUUAUAUACCUUUAAUUGGAUUAGAAAUUCAUGCUCAAUUAUCUGUACAUAAUAAAUUAUUUACAUAUGUACCAUAUAGUUUUGGAGCUCCUCCUAAUACACAAUUAGGUUUACAUGAUGUUGCAAUCCCUGGUAGUAUGCCGAUUUUAAAUCGUCAUUGUCUUGAACUAGCUAUCAUUGCUUCAAUUGGAUUAAAUUGUAAAAUUAAUUCAAUUACAAAUUUUGAUCGUAAGCAUUACUUUUAUACUGAUUUACCAGCUGGUUAUCAAAUUACCCAAUAUUAUAAACCAAUAUCUAUAAAUGGCUAUUUAGAUUAUAUUUGGUUACGAGAUCAUUCAAUCAUUGAACAACUUGAUCCAUUAUAUACAGAAGUAAUACAUAGUAAUAAUAAUCAAUAUUAUUAUCGUUCACAUGCUCGUAUUAAAUGUAUACAAAUUGAACAAGAUACUGGUAAAAGUUUACAUAAUAUACAACGUGAUUGUACUUUAAUUGAUUUAAAUCGUUCUGAUGUCGGUCUUAUAGAAAUUGUUACUGAACCAGAUUUUAAUUCAUCUGAUCAAGUUACUGCAUUCAUUAUGGAUUUAUCACGUUUACUAAGGCAUUUAAAAUGUUGUAAUGCUAUUGGUGCAUUUGGUGAACUACGUGUUGAUGUCAAUGUUUCUAUUGGUCAAGAUAUAGCCAAUCAAAAUCCUCGAGUUGAAAUUAAAAAUAUUGGCACUAUUCAUGGUGUAAUUUCUUCAAUCGACUAUGAGAUUAAGCGCCAAUCUGAAAUUCUCAAUUCUGGUGGACAAAUUACACAAGAAACUCGAUCUUAUGAUCCGGUGAAUAAUGUAACCUUACGAAUGCGAAAUAAAGAAUUAGCUCAAGAUUAUCGUUAUAUUCCUGAACCAAAUUUACCUUCUAUUAAAAUUUUAUCAAAUUGUUCAUUAUGUUCAUUUCAAUCAUCGUCUACAUCUUCAUCAUCCACAUCAUCUGCAUCAUCAUCAUCAUCUUCAUCAUCUGAAUCUUCUAUAUCAUUAUCCAAUAAUCAAAUUUGUAUACAAUGUAUUAAACAAAAAUAUCAUUUAGAUUCUAUUAAUUCAAUAAUGAAUUUACCUCAAUAUAAAAAACAAUUAUUUUUAAUUGAAUAUGGUUUAUCAUUAAAUCGUGUUAUUGUUUUAAUUGAUAAUAAUGAAUUAUGUAAAUUAUAUGAAUUAACAUUGAAUUAUUUAAUGAAAAAUCAUUUAAAUAUAAAUUCUAAUGAACAAUUCAAUAAUUCAAUUUAUGCUAAAGAAUUAUGUUAUUGGAUUACUGGUUAUUUAAAUUAUUCAAGUAAAGAUAAAACUUUGAAACGUCUUCCUAAAGUUGAACAAUUGGCUGAAUUUGUCCAAAUGAAUUUAACUGGACAGAUAUUUGGACCGGCAGCAGUUCAACUCUUGAAUUUAAUUAUUCGGAGUGAUGAAAAUGCAUAUCAUUCAGUUCAUCAGUUAGCUGUUGAACAUGAUCUAAUUUUAAUCAAAGAUCCAGAUCAAAUUAAAAUUCAAUGUGAGAAACUAAUUAAUGAUUAUCCUAAAUUGGUUGGACAAUAUAAAAAUGGUAAUAAGAAAAGUUUAAAAAAGUUGGUUAUGAAUUUAAUAAAAAAUUCAGAAUGUUACAAUAAUUCUAAUAAAUUUAAUCCUUCUACUGUUUAUAAAUUACUUGAACAACUAAUUCCAUCCUCUUCAUCCUCUUCGACAACAUCAUCAUCAUCUGAAUCAUCCUCUUCAUCAUCUUCGACAUCAUCAACAACAACAUCAUCUGAAUCAUCCUCUUCAUCAUCCUCGACAUCAUCAUCAAUAAAUACUAAUUCAUCAUUAAGUUCAAUUGGAGUAGAUUAGAAAUGAAGGUAUGAAAGUGAAUACAUGAAGAGUAGGGGGGGAGUGAGGAACUAUUUUGUAUUUUUAUCGUCGAGAAGAUUAUUAUUAUACCCAUAUAUAUAUAUAUAUAACACCAUAUAGUUACCAAGUAUUAUGUUCCCCGGUUUGUUUACGUGUCUCUUUUUUUGUGUGUCAAGGAAACCACAGGUAAACUAAUUCUCCGGAUAUUCCAAGAAGAAAACUAUCAAUGAUACUUUUAAUGGUCAUUUCCUUUUUUUUUCUUUUCUUUGUUUUUUCUCCCUACAAAUAAGUUUUGCAAGUAUAUUGAUGUUUUUAUUCAGAUAUAUAAUUGAUAGAAUUUUCGAAUAAAUUCAGUUUUUUAGUUCUGUUUAGUGUUAUUGUAGAGUUUUAGUUGAACAAUUCAAUGUCUAAUUAAAAUAAUUAAGGCCAAAGUAACGAUAACGUUGAGAUAUACUUCUUUCAACUUGGAUACGGGAACAUAUCCCAGUUUGGUUCUAUAAGGGUGAAAGGAAAUCAGUUAGGAGUUCUAUACUUGAACACCUAAUCGACUGUAGCCGUUCUACAGAUCCACAAUCUGAUUUUAUGGUUGUUUAUAUGAUUUGUUCAAAUCUACCCAGAUUUCUUCGUAUUCAACUCUUAAAUAUAGCCGAAUCUCUGAUCAUCCAGGAGCUUAAACGAGAACUAUGCGUACAAAAGAAAUUCAAUGUACAUAAUAAUAAUAAUAAUAAUAAUAAAGUUGGUUGAAGAUAUGAAAUGGUAACUAGGUGGUUAAAUUGUGGUGUGGGCUACUUAUAUCCAUAUAAGUAGUACAUAACGAUCGUUAUGAAUAAAAUGUCUAGCAGUAGGAAAGAAUGGGAACAGAAACACAAUUGAUAUGAAAAUGCAAGAACAAUAAAAUUUGAAACAAUUGAUUGAUAUUUCGUGAAUUAAAUAUUUGCCAAAUCCAUGUAUAUUUAUCAAUUCAAUUCGGCAAGUUCUUCAUUGUAUAAUAGGACACUAUCCGUCGUGGGUUGAGCAAAGGACAGGUAAGAGUGAUUAAGAGUUCUAUUCUCGUUUACUUGGUGGACACAGAUCAUCAAGUUGAACUGAAUAAAGGUUUUAAGAUGAUCCACCAUAUUCUAUCAAAUUUGCCAUCUGGUUUACGAAUGUGUUUUUUGCACAUUGCUGAAGCUAUUACAAUCCAUGUUCACAAACCUAACCUUUGUAUCCAAUAGAAGUUUGUAUAAUCACUCUCACUACCCUGGUCAUCGAUAUAGAGGAGUUCGUAGCAGAGCUUUGAUAAACUAUUUUCGCAUUUCUUUCAUUUUUUUUGUACUUUACUUAUUCUCACCAUUCGUCUGUUGAUUAUUACUGUUAUAUCCCGAUGAGAAUAAUGAAUGUAACUUUUGAGAUCCAUUUAUACAACAAUACUGUGCGUAUAAUUGUCAAAUAACUAAACUAUUCACAUUCAUUUCCCUCUUAUUAUGAGCUUUAUUUUGACCGAUGAAUUAUUAUUAUACGAUUUACCAUUCUUGAGUUAUACCCAGUAUAUUAAAUACUACCCCCCACAUUCACAGCCACAUUUGGCUAAAUCUUGUAAAAAUGUUGUUUGAUAAUUUAUGAUACGAUGUGGUCUGUUUGGUUUGUACAUAAACCGAGUAUGUUUGAAAUAGAAUGAUUCAUAUCGCAGAGGCUGAGAUUGGUGUUCUGGACUUAACUGGCUGGGCUAUGUGGGAAGCAGGACUGUAGACUGCUCGUUCUUGUUUUAUGCAUCGUUGUUUCGGUCGAUAAUUCACUGCUCUCUAAUUGGCGGUAUCGUUAUGUUAUACGUUAACAGGGCACACAGGCCACAAGCUAUAACAGGUUAGAUAUUAACACCGUUGAAUGUUAGCUGGCUCAAUAUUACUUAAUGUUAAUUUAUAAUCGAUGUAUCAUUAUAUAAUUAUUACGUAAUAUAUCCAUUCGAUGAGUAUCAUUUCAUUAUUGUAAAUUAAAUAUUUACUGUAUAAUUCUCAGAUUUUAG